GCCCAAUAUUUUGCUUACGUUAUUUACGAUUGAAACUAGAUAAAUUCCCCAACUAAUUAGUAGAAAUUAGGGAAAUUUAAUUAAUAAAUUGGUAAUUUUAUUUUUGUUAAAAACAUUUCAAACGAAAAAUUUAAUUUAAUCGCAAAAAAAUUUAAUAAAAGAUGACUUCCUCCAGUAGAAACAGUGAAUCAGAGAAAUCUUGCUGGGUGUGUUUUGCUUCAGAGGACGACGACAGAGAUGCGAAAUGGGUUUGCCCUUGCAGAUGUCGGGGGACUAGCAGAUGGGUACAUCAUGCCUGUUUGCAGAGGUGGAUUGACGAGAAACAGCGAGGAAACAGUUCGACAAAGGUUUGCUGCCCCCAGUGCAACACAGAAUAUCUUAUAGUUUUCCCUAAAUUAAACAAAGCAGUAUAUCUGAUGGACUUAGUGGACAAGGCCAUAUAUAAGACAUGUCCAUUUGUGGCCGGGGGAUUGUUUGUGGGCUCCGUCUAUUGGACCGCAGUCACGUACGGGGCAGUAACUGUUAUGCAGGUCUUGGGGCAUAAAGAGGGCCUCAACGUAAUGGAAAAGGCCGACCCCUUAUUUCUCCUUAUAGGCCUACCAAUGGUUCCUGUGUCGUUAAUCCUGUCGAAAAUGAUCCGUUGGGAGGAUUUCAUCCUGAAACUAUGGAGGAAAUACUCGCCAAAACUUCCGCUAAUCAGCUACUUAUUCUCCAGUAGCAAUCCGUCAAUGUCCCAGCGGAUACCGGCGGAUACUACGACCAUGUCGGACCCACUUUCGGCCACCCGGAUUCUCUGUGGGGCCUUGAUUCUGCCCACUCUGGCUACCAUCGUUGGGAAGGUUCUGUUCGGACAGGUUGAGUCAAACUUCCAGAGGACUUUGCUGGGUGGUAUCGCCUUCAUAGCCAUAAAGGGCGUCCUAAAGAUCUACUACAAACAGCAGCAGUACGUGAGGCAGUCGGAACGUACCAUUUUAAACUUUGAAGAGGGGUGUUCAGCAUCCAGUAGUAACAAUAAUAAUAAUAACGGUAAUAAUAAUAAUAAUAAUAACGUCGGCAAUGAUGGUAACGAUAACGGCGCCAAUUAUUGAAUUGAACAGACGAUUUGGAAAUAAUUUCUCUCUAUUAUUAUUCUUGUUAUUAUUUUGUUAUAAUUAUUGUUUUUAUUUUAUUGUUUAUUAUUAAUUUUUUUUUUGUUAUUAUUGUUCAUUAUUUUAGUUAUAUAAAUGCAAAUUUUACUUUACCCUUCCCUGAUUGGCCUGUUUUUAAUAGAUAGUUGGAAAAGAUACUAAAUAGCAAAGGAUAUGCGGCAAAUGAGAAUUUUUCGUUCAUCCUCCUCUUCUCCUACUACGAUUUACUAUCUUUCUUUUUCCGUUAUUCUCUAUAAUAUUUUUCUGAAAAGAGCGCUAAUCUUUCAAUAAAAAUUAAUGUUAAUAUAUUUUCAACGAUAAACUAAAAACUGGCUAAUACAAUGAUAAUGAUGAUGAUAACAAUAAUAAGAAUAAUAAUAGUAGAUAUUAUUAUUAUUAUAUUAUUGUUGAUGAUGAUUUUAAUCAGUGUCACAAAUAAUUGACAUGCUAUUACUACUUAUACUGCUUGUACUGAUUACUAACCAUUAAUUUUUAAUGGUGAUAUAUAUAUAUAUAUAUAUAUAUAUAUAUAUAUAUAUAUAUAUAUAUGUAUAGAGUGAGGGAGAGAGAGAGAUAUGAAGAGAGAGAGAGAGGGAAAAUGCGAAAAAUUAUUACAUAUGAAAUUUAUUCUUUCGAAUAAUUAUUUAGAAAAUGUUUUUAAAAGGUAUACAUUGAAACAGAAUUAAUAAAUUCUAAAAAUUUUUUUCAUUAUAAACAAUGGUAAACUAAUUGACACACACACUCACACACACACUCAUAUAUGUAUGUAUGUAUAUAUAUAUAUAUAUAUAUAUAUAUAUAAAGGAACAUACAUAUAUAUAUAUAUAUAUAUAUAUAUUUCGUAAAAAUUUUUCGAUUUAAUGAUGUAACUAACUCGAUAAAAAAUGAAAUUUGAUAAUAAUACACACACACACACGUACGCACACAUACAACACACACAGCAUGGAAUCAAGAUAUUCUUGACACACAGCCAAUGUGUUGUGUAACACGGCCAAAGCCUAUGAAGACUAUUAUUAUGUUAUAUUGUUGUCAUUAUUCUAUUCAGAUUUUAGUUUGAAUAAAUGAUAGAAUAGAUGAAUGAGUAGAUGAAUGAAUGAAUUAAUGAAUGAAUAGAUAGAUAGAUGGGUGUUUAUCGUUAUAUUAAACAAUGGGUUUUAUUAUAUAUUUUUUACGGAUAUGUUUGUGAGUGUGUCUGCUUGUGUGUCUGUCAAAUUUAUUUCUGAAAUUUAUAAAGAAAUGAAAAUAAAAUAAAUUAUUUUCAGGC
This is a messenger RNA of Helobdella robusta, 2391 nucleotides long. RefSeq lists its product as hypothetical. The transcript has 7 exons. The record is from RefSeq and is a predicted model, not a curated record. Lineage: Eukaryota; Metazoa; Annelida; Clitellata; Rhynchobdellida; Glossiphoniidae. Gene Ontology annotation, molecular function: zinc ion binding. The coding region runs from base 162 to 1088 and encodes 308 amino acids.